Molecule: messenger RNA, 1830 nt
Organism: Eruca vesicaria subsp. sativa (arugula)
Lineage: Eukaryota; Viridiplantae; Streptophyta; Magnoliopsida; Brassicales; Brassicaceae
Source: the annotation of a GenBank genome assembly
AUGGCGGAGAAGGAGGAGGAGAAGGAGUGGGAAGACUGGUGCUUCAUCUGCAAAGACGGUGGCAGCCUUAUGCUCUGUGACUACAAGGACUGUCCUAAAGCUUAUCAUGCCUCUUGCGUUGAAAAUUGUAUUAACUCAGCAGAAGAGAGUGACGACUCCUAUAUCUGCGAAUGGCACAGUUGCUACUUGUGUGGGAAGAGUCCAAAGCUACACUGUCUAUGUUGCCCACAUGCUGUAUGUGAAGGCUGUGUUACUCAUGCUGAGUUUAUCCACCUUAAAGUGGAUAAAGGAUUAUGCAAUCAGUGCCAGGAGUAUGUUGUUGUUUUAGAAGAGAUUCAAAGAUAUGAUGCUGCUGGGGAUAAGCUCGACCUGACAGAUACGAAUACAUUUGAGUGUCUGUUUCUCGAGUGUUGGGAGAUAGCAAAAAAACAAGAAGACAUAACUUUUGACGAUGUGCUUCGUGCCAAAAGAUCACAAAGGAAAGUUCCCAAGUUAAAGCACAAAGAUAAUGGCAGAUCUUCACUCAAUGUUGCAUCCACUUCAAAUUCACAGAAGAAAGUCGUCACGCUGAUGAAGCACAAAGUUGAUCGUAGUAAGCAUUCACUAUCUGACCACAAAGUUGAUGGAGCAGAAGAUUCUAAAACGGUGGGCAAAAACAAGAAUCUGGUGUUUGUCAGAUGGGGUUCUAAGCCUCUCAUUGAUUUCCUAACGUCCAUAGGGGAAGAUACCAGACGUGCAAUGUCCCAACAGAGAGUGGAGUCUGUUAUCAAUAAAUACAUCCGUCACGAAAACCUACUUGAUCAUAAAAAGAAGAAGAAAGUUCGUUGCGAUGAGAAGCUGUAUUCUAUCUUCAGGAAGAGGUCUGUGAAACAAAGGAAGAUUCAUAGACUUUUAGAUGCUCACUUCAAAGGCAACCUUGAGUCGUUGGAAUGCAACACUCGUUCGGAACGUGGCUUCAGUGGGAAGAAUGAAAGGGUUCUCCUGCCGUGCAAGAAGCAGAGAAUAGAAAGGUCACAUGAGAAAACUUAUGAGAAGGAAGUGAAACCUCAAAUCUGGCCAACCAAGACUUGUGAAAAGGAAGUGAAACCUGAAACCUGGUCAACCAAGACUUGUGAAAAGGAAGUGAAACCUCAAAUCUGGCCAGCCAAGACUUGUAAAAAUGAAGUGAAACUUGAAAUGUGGUCAAUCAAGACUUUUGAAAAGGAAGUGAAACCUGAAAUGCAGCCAACAGAAACUUGUGUUAAGGAAGUGAAACCUGAAAUGCGGCCAACUGGUUUUGCUACGAUCAAUGAAGAUAACAUAAAGCUUGUUUAUCUGCGGAAGAGCUUAGUUCUAGAUUUAUUGAAGCAUGACGAGAGCUUUGGGGAAAAGGUAUUGGGAAGCUUUGUGAAAGUGAAGAAUGACCCUAGGGACCGUAUAGCGUACCAGAUCUUGCAGGUUACAGGCACUAAAACUGCUGAUGACCAAAGUCAGGGUCUUCUUCUUGAUGUUGCUGGUAUUGCAAGUAGUGUUAGCAUUUCCAAGUUGGAUGAUUCCGACAUAAGCAAGGAAGAGAUUGAAAAUUUGAAGCAAAAAGUGACAAGUGGCCUUCUGAGACAGCCAACUGUUGUUGAGAUGGGGCAGAAGGCUAAGGCUCUCCAUGAGGAUAUAACAAAACAUAGAGAGCGUCUCCAAAAAACAUCAGAGCAGGAGAGAUUAUUAAGAGAGACUCCAAGGAUCAUUGAAGAGCUCAUCGAGAUUAAACGGGAACCAGCUGCCACAUCCUCAGAGAGCAGCAAACAAGGGAAUAUGAGUGGUGUGUCUCCCGAGGCGGCGAUAGAGAUUGACUGA